UGUUUAUUUACUACAUGGCAAAGACGCUAUUUGAGAGAGAACAUUAACGACGACUUCUGCAUCAAAAUGUGCAGAAGAAAAAAGAAACGACGAGUACAGACACCAAACCCGUUUGUUUUCAGGUUGCUGCUUCUCCCCUUCACUCCACCCACCUCUUGCGUUGUAUGCACCGAUGUUGACAACAGCUCCCUACAUUUCUUGUUUCCAACGAGGAGCCUCACAGUGAAACAGCGCUGGAGGAUCCUCCCUUCAGUUUUAACGAGAGAAAACCACCGUGUGAUUAGAACACAUCGGCGAGAAAACCAAGCAGUUCUGAGAAACCAUGCAGUGAGCGACUUCCAGCCUUCGACCGCCGAGCAAAUAUGGGAGAUAUUAUAUUAGCUACAAUUAGCGCUUCGUUGCAGAGCUAAUUAACAACCCUUAGACUUCCAUAGCUGAUCAUGGCAAAGCAGUAUGAUGUUUUAUUCAGACUGCUCCUGCUCGGUGAUUCUGGGGUUGGGAAAACGUGUUUGCUGUGCAGAUUCACAGACAAUGAAUUCCACUCUUCACAUAUUUCUACAAUAGGGGUUGACUUUAAAAUGAAGACAGUAGAAGUAGAUGGAAUCAAAGUAAGAAUACAGAUAUGGGACACUGCAGGACAGGAGCGUUACCAGACCAUCACCAAACAGUAUUAUAGACGAGCCCAGGGAAUCUUUUUAGUCUAUGACAUCACAAGUGAACGGUCCUUUCAACACAUCAUGAAGUGGGCUAGUGAUGUAGACGAGUACGCCCCUGAAAAGGUUCAGAAGAUCCUGAUCGCGAACAAAGCAGACGAGGAACAGGAAAGGCAGGUGGCCACUGAGCAGGGCAUCAAGCUGGCAAAUGAAUAUGGAAUGGACUUCUUUGAGACAAGUGCCUGUACCAAUUACAAUAUUAAGGAGUCAUUCACUCGACUGACGGAACUGGUUCUACAGGCGCACAAGAAGGAGCUGGAUGUGUUACGAGUGUCCAUCAAUGAUGAACUGAGCAUAGCAGACUUGGAGGGCGAGGAGGGCAAAGGGGACAGAAGCGGCAACUCUCAGAAAACCUGCUGGUGUUAGGAAACAGACUGGGAGCACUGGGGUACCUCUGCCACUGCAGCUGCUUUCCAGCUCAAUCUCACACAUGCUAAAAUCAAACAUCUGAUUAGCAAUGGUUUCUGUGAUUUUUGUUUUUUUUUUUGUCCAGAGAAUUAGGUGCUUUUUUUCUUUAACUGUUUGCUCAUGCGCUGUCUAUUUUCUUAUAGUUAUUUUGGUGUCAUUUAGUUUCAAACCAGUGAACUACACAAUAGCCCAGAUAAGACGACUACUGCCAUUUUAACCAGUGUUUGUGUUUUUUCCUGUAAUGAAAUGUAUACACCCAUUGUUCAUAAAACAGAAAAACAGCAAUCCCUCGGUAGAGCGCUCUCAGCUAUAACACACUUUUUUUUUCUUUUUACACAGCUGCAGUUACUUUCCAUGUAAAUGUGUUCUACGUUAUUAUCAGUGUUUUGGGAGACUAUGAUUGAAAAUACAUUUUUGAGUCUUGAGUAUUUUCCCAAAUAUUGCAGUGCUUUUCAUAACUGGUUGUCCAAAUUUUAUAUAUAUAUAUAUAUAUAUAUAUAUAUAUAUAUAUAUAUAUAUAUAUAUAUAUAUAUAUGUAUGUGUGUGAGAAACUUUUUAUAUAUAAACCAUAUUAGUUGUGCUUAUGGCGCUACAGCUUCAAUAUAAGCGCUUAUCUUGAAGAUUGUGUCUGUCAUACUGUAGCUCAACAUGCUCUCUGCAGCAAAAAUAACCUCAGUCGGGCCUUGCAUUGGGAUCGACGCAAUGAGCCGGAUCUCAUUUUACUUUACAUUAGAGAAGGAAGCAGAAGGACCAGUUCAUCUUCUACACUCCUACCAAGAUCAUGACCAGAAUCAAUAGCUGUAUGUCUUUCAAUGUGCUCAGCAACUCCUUUUCUGCAGCAUUUAGUGUCAAGGGUCCCUAAUCUUAUACAUGUAUGUACUGCAGUGUUGGUUUGGUAUUCAUUCUGAAGUUUUAGUCCUCUAGUAGGACCACCAAAUGGUCUCAAAUGGCCUUAAUCGACAGGUGGCCCUAGAGGGGAGGUCUUCAGGUUGAAGUGGACGCAGUUACCAACAGGCGCCUAUACUGCCCGAAGCCGCAGGCUGGAGGUAACAAUAGUCUUCCCGAGGGGCAUUCCAUUUUCCACUAUGAGCUGACUCUGCAGUACAUAUAUAAUAUAUGAGUCAGUCAAAAUAAUAAGUGAGUAAAUAUGAAUUUUUGGCAUGAAUAUCUUAGUGCUGUACUGUGGCAAGGUGAUAUGGUGAAUGAAAGCGCUGCUUGCGCGGUUUAAUAAGUGAACAAAAGAAAAAGGAUAAACAAACGUAAAACACUGUACACAAAACAAAACGGCACUUUGGCCAAAACAGACCGACACUAACAAACAGGGGAUGAACACUAAACACACCACAAGUACCAUGCUGAUGUGGGUCAGCACGGAUAGCAAUUGUUAUUGAUUGAAUUAUUUCCUCCUCUGUCUCUCCUGUACCUACUCACUGCACACCCAACCCCGAGUGAGUGAAACAUGCACCCUCACCUCCCGGGAGGGAGAUUAUUGACUAGGAUUCAUUGCUCUCUGUCACAACUUUGAAUAAUGUAUAACAUUUCCAGCAGUCUGCAUUUUUUUAUUCAAAGUGUUAUUUGUGAUUUUUGAUAAACACCAGGUUUCAGUUUUAUGUAUUGAAAACUAAUUGUACACAUUGUUUCUUUUGAUGUCAAUAAAAAAAAAAAUCCAAAAGGCAGGCUAAUAUCUGGUCAGGGUUAGGUUACAGCAAAGCAGAUAUAUUGUAGUAUUACCCUUAUUUAUUUAUUUGAAAUCAUAUCUUGGAGUCUGUAGUAAUUAUCAAAGGCUGAAUUGCUUUAAUUGAAAUGGCGUCGCUAUAGAUAUUUCCUUUAUCAAUCCAGCACCUUAACCAGUUUGGGUUUGUCUGCUCAUAUUUCUGACAUUUCUGUGUUAUACCUGCAGCAUCAUCUGCCUUCACCACAGGUCUGUCCUAGACAUUCUGUCCAUGUGUUAAAUGAGAUGUCAUGUUCAUUGUGUAGCUUGUGGCAAAAAAAUAAAACAUGUUUUCUCUUGUCUCUUGCAAUUAAUACACAUUAUGAAAAAUGUUAAAUUAGCAAUUUAUAGUAUGGGUACUGGUUAUUCUGUAUUUUUAAAAAAAAACUGUUUAUAAUGUCUGUGUCGUUACUGCUCAUUUGAGAACAGAAAACCUCACAACAAGCUUAAAUUACAAAUACUUGUUGAUUUGUUUCUCUCAGUCUUUGUGAAAAUGUAAAACUGCACCUGAAAUGAUUGUAUACUCUAGCCAUUAUUUUACCUGCAACUAUUUACAAAUAAACAUAUUUCAAGCAAA
Acipenser ruthenus (sterlet) is the source of this 3409-nucleotide messenger RNA. RefSeq names its product ras-related protein Rab-15-like. The record is from RefSeq and is a predicted model, not a curated record. NCBI's taxonomy places the organism in Eukaryota, Metazoa, Chordata, Actinopteri, Acipenseriformes, Acipenseridae. Bases 441 to 1079 code for a protein of 212 amino acids. Gene Ontology annotation, biological process: Rab protein signal transduction. The transcript has 7 exons. Gene Ontology annotation, molecular function: GTPase activity; GTP binding.